CGCCCGCCCGCUCGCCGCCGGCCCCGCCCCGGCCCUGCGCCGCCGCGGCUUCCAGCAGCCGCCGCCAUGAAGCUCACCGACAGCGUGCUGCGGAGCUUCCGCGUCGCCAAGGUGUUCCGUGAGAACUCUGACAAGAUUAACUGCUUUGACUUCAGCCCCAACGGCGAGACGGUGAUCUCGAGCAGCGACGACGACUCCAUCGUGCUGUAUGACUGCCAGGAGGGCAAACCAAAGAGAACCUUGUACAGUAAGAAGUAUGGUGUGGAUCUCAUCAGAUAUACUCAUGCAGCAAAUACUGUUGUUUACAGCUCAAACAAAAUAGAUGAUACUAUUCGUUACCUGUCCUUGCAUGACAACAAAUACAUCAGAUACUUUCCUGGACAUAGCAAAAGAGUGGUAGCUUUGUCUAUGUCACCUGUGGAUGAUACUUUCAUUUCCGGGUCUCUUGAUAAGACUAUUCGACUUUGGGAUCUCCGGUCUCCUAACUGCCAGGGCCUCAUGCAUCUACAGGGCAAGCCAGUUUGUUCUUUUGAUCCAGAAGGGUUAAUUUUUGCAGCAGGUGUCAACUCUGAAAUGGUUAAACUUUAUGACCUUCGUUCUUUUGAUAAGGGGCCAUUCGCAACUUUUAAGAUGCAAUACGAUCGGACGUGUGAAUGGACGGGACUUAAGUUCAGCAAUGAUGGCAAGCUCAUUCUCAUCUCCACCAAUGGCAGCUUCAUCCGUCUGAUUGAUGCAUUCAAAGGAGUGGUGAUGCACACGUUUGGGGGUUAUGCCAACAGCAAAGCUGUCACCCUGGAGGCUUCAUUUACUCCCGACUCUCAGUUUAUUAUGAUUGGUUCAGAGGAUGGCAAGAUUCAUGUUUGGAAUGGAGAGAGUGGUAUAAAAGUAGCUGUGUUGGAUGGUAAACACACAGGCCCCAUUACCUGUUUGCAGUUCAACCCCAAAUUCAUGACCUUUGCCAGCGCAUGUUCCAACAUGGCCUUCUGGUUGCCAACCAUUGAUGACUGAUCCUGAUGCAGCGUGGCUCUUUCUGUACAGUGAUGGUGACCAGCAGGAAUAAAAAACAAACAAAAACUCAGAGGGGACUGAGAUAAUAGUAGGACCGAAUCAUCUGACUGGGCUGGAGAACAUCUUUUCACAUGGCCUCCCCAUGAAAGUGCUGCACAUCUGCUCAAAAGGGAGUCACUUUGCUGAGGUUCUUCAGAAGCAUUCUUGGUGCAGCAGACUCCUUUGAGAUGCAGCUUUUCCAGCUGUCACUGGAGGAGUGGCCAGACUCAUGGUUAGGGUAUCGUGGGGGCUCUUGAGGCGCCUUCUAUUGUGAAUGUAUUUGCUGCUGAGGAGCCGGUGGGGUCGUCAGUUCUGCACAUCCCUCUGUCACCCCCAUGAAUGCAUGGGAAGCUACAGUUCUGGUUUUGAGAUGCUAGUGCAGCUCAAUGCCCCUUCACCUCCCCCUGCAUGUCUUGUUACUGGAUCUCCCUGUGUAAUUGUGGCAUUAUUCCACAAGCAUCAUGUUUCUUUGGUGCCAAACAUUUACAGGAAUAAGUCUUCAUAUAUCUUGAGGUCAGUGAAAGGGACAGAUAGGAAUGCUUUGCAGUGUGGAGAUGGAUGGGAAGACUCUGAGCCCUGAGUGUUGGGUUGGAAAGGGUCUAAGAUCCUAAAAGGGAAGGAAGAGGAUGGGCUUGGUGGGAGAUUUAGCAGCAGCUUGGUAUAGUCCCUUUCAAGACAAACCCACAAUCUUCUGGGUGCCUACUGUGCUCGGUUUGUACAAAAGCAAGGUCCUCAUCUAUGUUUUGUACAUGAGCUACAUCACGCUUUCCUGUGGGCCAGUAUUGUGGAGUGAGUCUGAGUUGUUUACACUGAUGCCUUCCCUGCUCACCACAAAUUGUGUAUGUAGUCUCUAGAUGAGACCACCCUUGCCCCAGGACCCAGUCCAGAGCUGGUUUUAAGCCUGUGUUAUGUUCUAUUUAGCCUUUUUAUAUAUGACCUUUGAUUUCUGUUUGUAUUUUAGCACAGUAUAUGCACCUUCACUUAAAUCCACCUGUACACAUACAUAGAUGCAUCUAUGUGUGUUUGUGCAUAUAUAUAUAUGUAUGUAUAUAUGUAGUUUUUGGAGUUCUGCAACCUGGGAGAAAGGCUGUGUCCUUGCUAACAGUGUUUGCCACAAGUGUUAGUAAGUCUUCCUUAUUACCUACUUACCUUUGGGAGACUUGACAAAACUUCGAGUGUUUGUUGUUUCCAUGGCAGCUAAGUGAGGGUCUUGGGACAACUCCCUAGUGUUCCUCAAGCCGCACUUUGGGGCUCUCCCUGCAGUAUUAGCCCCCUUUUGCCUGGCAGUGCUGUCUGCCUGUGUGUGGCAGUCACUCUUGCUUCUUGGCUUCUGGCAUUUGAGAACAGGACGCUGGAAGCAGAGCAUUUUCAGUUUGCUUGAAGUUUCCUUGCCGGUUGCAGGUCACUCCCCUUUCCCCGGUUCCCCUUUCCCAGCAAUUCCUUGUUUUCUCUUUGGGACAUCAAGGGGAUCUAGCCAGGCCAAAGUUGAGAUGAACUACAGCUAGCCCAUGGCCUUUUCCUUCCCUGCCUGGCCUUAGAGCAGAGCAGCACAUGUUAUUUCCCAGUGUUCCCAAGCAAACGUGUGCAGGCAGCAGUCCCUGUAGAUCCAGAAGGAGAUUUCAACAAGGCUGUGACUUGCCCAAGAUUGCAUAGUUACUAGGGGCUAAAACAGCCAUCCCUGCCUCUGUUGAGCAGCAGGGAUAGGUUGUGAAUUGAUAGCACUUUUUCUUUUUUUAAGCAAUUAGUUUUUGAGUUGUUCCCUAGAUUGAAAGGGCAAGAGGCGUACACCUUUUCUACUGUAGCCUGGAAAUCUGGAGCUGCCACAGUACCACCCACUGAGACGCCAGUGGAGGGACUUGAAGAAACCACAAACUCAGCUAUUAACUGCCUACUUGCAGCUUUUCAGGAUAGAAAAUUCAGGCUAAGAAUAGCCGUUCACAGAUUGCGUUAACAGGAAAGGCUGUGGGACUUACACAUGUGCAGCCAGAGUCACCACCAUACACGAGUCGCCCAGCAGGAGGUGUGUGAUGCGUCCAAAGCUGACAUGCCACCUCACAGCAAUUCCUGAACCAUGGAGCUGCAAAGCUGGCUCUGGAGUUGACUGAAAAGAACAAAAUGGAGCUGGGUAAGGUGGAGGAAGGGAGGAAAGUAACAAACACCUGGGGCCAUAGGGCUGCUCUCAGUGGGAGCCAGAGGUGCCCAGGCCUUCCUGGAGGAGGAGGGUCUGCUUACCACCCUCCGUCAGAGUCAGGGCCAAAACCAUUGCUUUGUAUGAGAGCAACACUGCACUACCCUACCACCAGCCAGUCAAGUAUUUUUUUACACAUGAUUCUCCCUUGCAAUCGUAAUUACUGCUUAUUAAAGAAAAUUUGGGAACUCUAAGAAUCACUUGGCCACCCAAAUGCUACCAAUGUUAAUCUUUUGGUGUUAAAUGUUCCUCUAGACCUUUCUGUGCAUAGAUUCCUGGUGUGUUUACAUAGUUAUUAUCUGCUGUAAAUACAAUUUUAUGUCCUUUUUGUACUUAACAUAUAAACAUUUUUUUCCAUGUUA
Messenger RNA from Ochotona curzoniae (black-lipped pika), 3597 nucleotides. It is a transcript of the gene WDR82, whose product is annotated as WD repeat domain 82. Gene Ontology annotation, molecular function: chromatin binding; protein binding. Gene Ontology annotation, cellular component: Set1C/COMPASS complex. The record is from RefSeq and is a predicted model, not a curated record. The transcript is spliced from 9 exons. The coding region runs from base 67 to 1008 and encodes 313 amino acids. Lineage: Eukaryota; Metazoa; Chordata; Mammalia; Lagomorpha; Ochotonidae.